UAUUCAAGGUCAAUUAUAUGGGUCCCACCAUACCAACAAUACCCCAUAUACAAGACGACUUCUCCCUCUCGACAGUUUUCUUCUUUCCCUUAACCUAUUCUUUCUACAUUUUCUUUCCCAUUCUGCAAAAGGGUUGUCACUAAUUUCAUGGAGAAGACAGAUCAGAGAGAAACUCGAGACUUUAUGAACGUUGAGUCGUUCUCUCAAUUGCCCUUCAUUCGUCCCGCACCUGCUAAAGAAAAGGCUAUUAGGCUAUUCGGGAAAGAAUUUGGAGGAGGUGACUCAAUUCCUUCUGAUCCUCACGAAGAACCGGAGCUUUUUACUGAGACAAGCACUCGUGAAGAGACCAGAGACAGCGAUAAUAAUGGUGAAAGCAGCCGGAAAUUUGAAUGCCAUUACUGUUGCAGAAACUUUCCUACCUCACAAGCCCUUGGAGGUCAUCAAAAUGCGCACAAAAGAGAGCGUCAACAUGCUAAAAGGUUGCACCUUCAAUCUGCUAUGGUGCACAGUGCUGUAUCUGAUCACUCUCACCUCUAUGGUCUAAUGAACUAUCCUCUUGGUUCAGCCGCAACACCUGCUUACAGUUCAUGGACUAAUUACAACAGCAGCAGUUCUUACAGUACCAGACAUAACGGGUUUUAUGGUCGCUAUGGAUCUAGUUACUCUAGACCACCUAUUAAUGGUAGUCCCUUGGCCUUAUGGCAAAUCCCAUCCGUCCAUACUUCCACUGCCUUUAGACACGACCAUUCAUCAACUCAUCAGCUACCGCUGUUUUCUAAGGACGAUUUGAAGCUAUCAUCAAUCAAUGGGUCUGAUUCUCAAAGCAGAUUCGUGUACGAAUCAAAGCCGAGCAUGCAAGAUCAGGUAAGUUUGGAUUUACGCCUUUAGCAUUUCUUGAGGAACAGCAUAUAACAUACUCUGAGGCCGGCUAUGAUUUUUAUUGGACUGAGUUAUUUUUUAUAAUUAAUGCGGAAAAAAAUAAAAAUCUUAUUUCAUGGUAUCAGUUAGCAUGUAAAUGAAAUGGACUUUAAUUAGUAUGGUACUGAUGUUAUAGCAAGAAGCUGCUGCCUGCAGCUGCAACUUGACUCUUCACAAAUUAUUCAUUUUGUUAGUAUUUCAGUACAUUUGUACUCUUAUGAAACUUAAUUUCCACUA
Molecule: messenger RNA, 1155 nt
Organism: Olea europaea var. sylvestris
Lineage: Eukaryota; Viridiplantae; Streptophyta; Magnoliopsida; Lamiales; Oleaceae
Product: zinc finger protein 8
Exons: 1
Coding region: 148-888 (246 amino acids)
Biological process (GO): trichome morphogenesis; trichome differentiation; response to gibberellin
Molecular function (GO): DNA-binding transcription factor activity
Source: RefSeq, a predicted model, not a curated record